CAAAAUAUACGGCACAAAUUGCCGCGCGAUUUUUUAUUCUCCAUCUGCACAUUCGUUUCAUUGUUGUUCAGACAUUGAUCUAGCUGGGUUAUCUAUGUUUUUGCUGUGUAAAACCGCGAGUGUUGCUGAACAUUUUCGUUAUUUGUUUGCGAACAUUUGACGGUAAACAUUGAUCGAGCCCCACAGUUUCUCCGACUAUUUUAAUAUUGCGACGGCGGAUAGUUGUGAAUGACAAAAUGCUGUUAACGUAAUUUGGCGACUUGGCACUAAUGCUUAAUAUCCUGUGUUAGAUCGCAAAAUAUCUCAGAUUCAAGCAGGAAUAGUGAAAAAAUGGCAUUAAAUGAAGAAGAAAUCAAGUCCACUGAGUGCGUUUUAUCUGCAGAAUGCAACGUUAUUGUCGAACAAGAUGAAACUAUCUUAGUGGUACCUUCAAGGAAAGUGUGGCUUCAAAACGUACUCUACACAUUCACCAAUCAUCUAGUUCCUGCCCUAGCAGCAUUUCUAGCUAAUAGUUUGUCGAAAUCAUUGGCACCUCUUCAAAGAAUUCCGCUUAACUUACCAUCUGGAGUGGUAAGAAAGCGAUUUCGACGAGUAAGUCGAUCGCGGCUGGCCUUAGCCGAUGGUUUAGACGAAAGUCGCAUCGAAGAAGGAAGCGACAGUGAAAAAAUGAACGAAUCACCGGAACGAUGUGUGAAUUGUACAGUAAUGCAUGAGCCAGAAGGAGAAAUAUUUGCUGAUGUUAUAUUUGUUCAUGGAUUGCAUGGUGGUUUAGAUCGGACAUGGAGACAAGGAACAUGGCGAGUAAAAAACCCCAAACUGAAAAACUUGAGUCCAAUCAGAAGACAUUCCACUGACGAUAUGUACGUUCCAGUCCCAGAGAAUUUUUCAAGUAAGAAUGUGGGUGAUGAAGGAAGACUCAAGCGAACACUCACGAAAAUUUACACGACCAUACCGGUGAAAGUAGCCAGAACCAAAGACGCAAAUGCAAACGACAAUGUGGAUGAAGUGGAUGAAACAGAGCAAGUAGAGGAAGAAAUUGAAUUCGAAGAUCAGGAAACAAAUGUGGAUAAUUUCAGCAGAUGUUGGCCGCAAGAUUGGUUGCCUCAAGAUUGUCCAGGGGUGAGGAUUUUGGGCAUAAACUAUACAACGGAUGUUCUGUGGAGGCCACUAUGGCAGAAAAGAAAACCCAGAACCAGUCUUCCUCAACGAAGUAACGAAAUGAUGGAAGAUCUGCUCAGAUUAGGAGUGGGCUGCAGACCAAUAGUGUGGGUGGGCCACUCAAAAGGUGGAUUGUAUAUUAAACAAAUAAUCCUCAACGGAUGGCAUGCUAAGGAUAACCAGACUGUUCAAAAUCUCUACCAUCAAACCAAAGCUAUAAUGUUCUAUAGUGUGCCUCAUAAAGGCUCUCCAAUUGCAGACAUGACUUUUCCUUUCUUCAGACGAAGUAUUGAAGUUAUGGAAAUCCGGACAAACUGUGACUUCGUUCUCAACUUACAUCGAAGUUUUCUUGAAAUAUUCAACAGUGAGGAACAGGACAAAAAACCGGAAAUUUUCAGUUUUAUAGACACUGAAAAUACGCCCGUAGGAUUUACUUCUCUAAAAUUCAUCGCUUACGAAUCGGCCGAUCCAGAUAUUGGCAUCAAAUGCGACGUGCCUCUGGAUCAUAGAGAAAUUUGCAAACCCGCUGGAAGAGAUUGCUUUCUUUACCUUGAAUUAGUGAAAAUGAUCAACAAGUCCAUUUUUCAAAAGGAAGCUUAGCAAGGUUACGUUUCCGAAAAUUGCUGUUUUUUGACAAUUUUUUUUGUCAGCCAGGGCCAAUUUUUAUUAUUUAAUACAUCGCAUCUUGCAUUCUGUGCUCCAAUAGCAUUAUAUUUAAGGUAGUCUUUCAAGUAUAUACAAUUUUUAAUUAUUAAGUAGAUUUCAAGGCGGUUUUACUAAAGAAAAUUGCAUGUUUCUGUGGAACUCAAUUAUACAAUCAGUAUAAUAAUAUUAAAUUAUACCCUAAUACUACCCCAAAAUUAUAUAGCAACCAAUAAAAUUGAAUCGUACAAUGAACGUGUAUAUUGAAAAUUCAAGUUACUUAUCGACUGUGAUGCAAGCACCAAGGUUUAUAUAUUUAGUUAAUAAUAACCAUUACGAAAUAUAGACAUAUUUAUGAUGAUAAAAAUAAAAUCAAUAUGUGAUGUUAUUAGUGAUUUAGAUGUAGUACGUUGCACAGAAUUUUGUUAUUAGUUACGAAUAAUUUUAAUAGACCUGAAGUGAAUUAAGUCAGAAAUGUUUGAGGAAAAUACCGGAAAAUAUAAAAUAACAGUUUGAAAAUAUUAAAAGCAAACUUUUUAUUUUCAUCUUCGAAGAGAAAUCAUGGUUAAAAAGUUUAACAUUAAUUUUUAAAUAAGUUAAUAAAUGUAUUGUAUUGUUAAAUUUUAAUUUUAUAUAUUCUAGAGUUAUUCUACACAUUUAUUGUGGAAGUUACCAAAUACAAAUGUACAGUAAAAAAAACCAUCAAAAUAAGGGUUAUUUUGCAAAAAUUGUCAAUUAAGAGUUAAAAUGUAUAGAAAUUAUUUCUUGUUCCUUCAUAUUUUAAGUAAACCCUACUUUCAUUUCAAUCUAUUUCACAUAAGCCAAACCUGAAAAAAGAAUAGAAAUUCAUCAGAAUUAAGUAUAAUACAAAAGUUAACCAUAUACAUAUGAACACAGUAUUGUUGAAUUUUCUAAUUUAUUUCGCAAAAGGCACAGUAGAAAUACCAAACCAUUUCUUCAUAAAAAAACAAGUAUUUAACUCUUACAACUUGGAAGUGAAAAAUCUGGAAAUGAAAGCCCAAUAAUUAUUACACCGAGUAUUAUUUAAACAGGCAAGCCAGUCCGUUACUGUGAUUUCCGAUGCGGAAAAGUCCAGAUUCAAAAACCGUCUGUGAUAAUGCUUCACCAAACUUACGCAAAAUGUUUAAAGUAAAUUCUGUUUAUUAUUAUCAGUAUUAUUAAAAUUUAACCAAACCAAAAAGCUCUUGUUGCUUACCAAUUUCAUGAAUGAAAGUGUCUCGUUCACAAGUUCGACUAAUCGAAAUCGUUCGAAAAUAUUUUUAUGAAUAUUUAGUCGUUAUUUUAUGGAAUUCAGCUAUGCCGAAGAAUUCGAAGUGGGCACAUUUAAGAAUAGCAAUUACUAGUCUUAGAAAUGUUUGUACAUACAUAUUUGUAAGGUUACAAAAACGACAAUAAAAAUAAACCGAUUUGCUUUGAUUGAAAUUAAACAAUGUUGCAUAUGA
Messenger RNA from Dendroctonus ponderosae (mountain pine beetle), 3263 nucleotides. RefSeq names its product protein SERAC1. The transcript has 7 exons. The record is from RefSeq and is a predicted model, not a curated record. Bases 331 to 1758 code for a protein of 475 amino acids. NCBI's taxonomy places the organism in Eukaryota, Metazoa, Arthropoda, Insecta, Coleoptera, Curculionidae.